Messenger RNA from Acromyrmex echinatior (Panamanian leafcutter ant), 1332 nucleotides. Its product is annotated as lysozyme. The record is from RefSeq and is a predicted model, not a curated record. Gene Ontology annotation, molecular function: lysozyme activity. Lineage: Eukaryota; Metazoa; Arthropoda; Insecta; Hymenoptera; Formicidae.
AUUCCACAUGACUUCUCAGUACGAUCGUUGUCAACAUCUUGAACCAUAUUGCUCUUCGGAAAGAAAACGAAGUCGUCAAUUUACCUUAGUUUCGAACAGAAAAGCGACUUAAACAUAUUCUGAGCAAUAUUAUUCGAUAAUAUUGUUCGAUAAGUAUAGUUCUUUAUUAGAAGCGUGAAUGACAAACAACGAUUGAAGUUAUUAAAGAGUGCCGAAUUGCAUCAGAAAAUAAAAAAUAUCUUUAUCAAUUUUUAAUAUCUUCUUAAACAUUUAUUGUAAAUGUUUACAAGAUCACACUACAAGAUUACAAAGUAUUGAGACUUAAGCUUAAACUUCAUCGGAUUAUCCAACAAUUGAAUAAUUUUUCAAAAUAUAAAAUUAUCGUUGGAUUACUUCUUCUCGCAAGUUAGUUGCUUGAUUAAUCAGAGCAACCAUUCAAUUAGUGAUUCAAGAAAGACAAACUAAGUAGUCUCAAUAUUCAUUCCUAUUAAAGAAUGAGAGGAACGUUGGUAAUCAUAUUCGUUUUGAUGGUCUUAACUGUUCAUUCGCCGGUGGAGGGGAAGAUAUUCGGACGAUGCGAAGCCGUAAAAGAACUGCAAAAAGCUAAAGUCAGUAGGACCUUCUUCAGCAACUGGAUCUGUCUGAUGGAAAGCGAAAGUGGGAUGAACACCGCACUGGUAACUGGUCCAAAAACAGCCUCCAGCUAUUCUUAUGGUAUUCUUCAGAUCAACAGUAACAAAUGGUGUGCCAGAGGACGUACAGGUGGCAAAUGUAAUAAGCGCUGCGAAGAUUUCCUGAAUGAUGAUAUACAGGACGAUAUUAUGUGUGCCAAGAAAAUCGUCGAUCAGGAUGGAUUCAAGGCUUGGAAUGGAUGGAUGAAAAAGUGCAAGAACAAACCACUACCAGACAUUUCAAAAUAAAGCGUUAAUAUGUUCUUCGAGAAUGUCAAAUACUCGUGAAUGCCAUGGGAUAUUUGCAAUAAUAAGCUGAAGUGGGGUGAGAUCGUGAUGCAAUACGCAACAGCGGAAAGCGAAAAGCGAAAUGACGGUUUUAUCGCGGCUUGUAUUUUUUAUAAUUAACGUUAGUAAAUAGCGCAUAUCGCUCAAGCUCAAGGUUAUCUGCGAUUAUCCGCGAUGUUAGCGGCAGACGUCGCGUUUAUAAGACGGAUUUCCGCGUGAAUCCUCAGUGCAAUCGUUGUCAACAUCUUGUGCUACAUUACGCAUCGGAAAAAAAACGUGAGAUUAAUUUAUCUCAGUUUUACGAAGCGGAUUAUUAUUAUAAACAUCCUGAGGAGCCGGAUAUUACGCAAGCAUAAUUCUUUAUCAGAAGCGG